AUGCAAAACCUACCAUACUUUGCUUCAUUUCAGAUGAACGAGAUGAGGAACAGCUAUGUCGAUGCAAACAAUAGGAUAAUCGAGAAAAUGGACUCAAUGGUCGAGGAAUUUGUGGAUGCGGUGGGCAUGCUGCCUGAUAUAUCCGAAGGAGUAAAAAUGUAUAUUGAGGAUUGCAUAAGGCACAUGCGAGAGAUUGUUGUCGACCACGUGGGAAUGGCAAUAUGUGAGUUCAAGGCAGCAUACAAUCCGUGCGAAGAAGGUACAAAGUCAAGAAGGUUUCCAAAGUUCAUUACCGACGAGCUCGAGAGAAGCUUUGAGGCUGACCAAUAUCCAUCUGAUCACGAGAAAGCCAAGCUCUCAAAGAUUUGCAAGCUGUCGAUCAAACAAAUAAACAACUGGUUCACAAACAAGCGAAAUAGAAACAAGGGGCACGAAGACUACCGAGAAUAUUGA
Messenger RNA from Ordospora pajunii, 453 nucleotides. Its product is annotated as homeodomain-containing protein. Bases 1 to 453 code for a protein of 150 amino acids. Gene Ontology annotation, biological process: regulation of DNA-templated transcription. Gene Ontology annotation, molecular function: DNA binding; DNA-binding transcription factor activity, RNA polymerase II-specific. The transcript has a single exon. Lineage: Eukaryota; Fungi; Microsporidia; Ordosporidae. The record is from RefSeq and is a predicted model, not a curated record.